Nicotiana attenuata is the source of this 1695-nucleotide messenger RNA. RefSeq names its product O-acyltransferase WSD1-like. Gene Ontology annotation, molecular function: long-chain-alcohol O-fatty-acyltransferase activity; diacylglycerol O-acyltransferase activity. NCBI's taxonomy places the organism in Eukaryota, Viridiplantae, Streptophyta, Magnoliopsida, Solanales, Solanaceae. Gene Ontology annotation, biological process: triglyceride biosynthetic process. The record is from RefSeq and is a predicted model, not a curated record. Bases 10 to 1551 code for a protein of 513 amino acids. The transcript has 7 exons. Gene Ontology annotation, cellular component: plasma membrane.
ACAAAACCAAUGGGGAGCCUUGGUCUCAAACCUAUUGAUACAAAGACCCAAAUAGAUAAAAUGGGCAUGACUAAUGGCCAAAAUAACAGCAAGGUGGUGGUGGUAGAAGAGGAGCAAAAAGAGCAAGUACUGCAAUUUGAGCCAGCAAGCCCAGCUACACGCUUGUUCCAUACUAAAUCCCUCAGUUGCCACAUUAUUGCCAUCUUAGGUUGCACUACAAAGAUCAAUGUCGAUCUCAUCAAGAAGGGCCUCGAGUCCACUCUUCUCAAUCACCCUCGCUUCACCAGUAUACCGGUGGUGGAUGAAAAGAAAGGUGUAAGGAAGUGGAAGCAAACAACGGUAAAUGUGGGAAACCAUAUGGUAUGUCCAGAUUUAGACCCGAACAUGGAUUCACCAAAUGAAUUCGUAGAAAACUACACGUCAAGUCUAACAACAAUACCAAUGGACAUGACAAAGCCACUGUGGGAAGUACACAUUCUGAAUGUGAAGACAUCUGAAGCAGAAGCCACAGGGAUUCUUAAAUUGCACCAUUCUAUUGGGGAUGGCAUGUCCAUUAUUUCAUUAAUCUUAGCAUGCACUAGAAAAGCUUCAGAUCCAGAAGCAUUGCCCACUAUACCAACAAGUUCCAAAAAAGAAAGUUCUGACGAGGCUGGAUUUUUUAAGCAGUUUUGUUUUUCUGUUUGGUUUUUGUUGAUGGUGUUUUGGAAUACAUUGGUGGAUGCUAUUAUGUUUUUCGCAACCGUUUUGUUUCUUAAGGACACAGAAACUCCGAUAAAAGGAGGAGCAGGGGUUAAGCAUAAUCCUAAGAGACUUGUGCACAGGACUAUUAGCCUUGACGACAUGAAAAUAGUCAAGAAUGCCUUGAACUUGACAAUUAAUGAUGUAGUGAUGGGCAUAGCGCAAGCUGGUAUCUCAAGAUAUCUGAAUAGAAGAUAUGGCAACAAAAAUGGGAGAGGAAGCAGCAAAACAAAUAAUCUGCCCAAGAACAUUCGUCUUAGAGGAUCUAUUGUUUUCAACAUCAGACCUUCUGGUGGAAUUAAGGUUCUAGCAGAGAUGAUGGAGAAAAAAUCAAAGGCAAAAUGGGGUAAUAAAAUUGGAUAUGUGCUGACCCCAUUACCCAUUAGCUUACCUGAUAACCCCUUGGAUUAUAUUCACCAAGCUAAAGCCAUUAUCGACAAAAAGAAGCUCUCUCUUGAAUCCAGGUUCUCUUUUGCCGCUGCUAAGCUAACCCAAGAUAUAUUCGGAUCCAAUGUGGCGGCUAAGCUCACAAACAGAGUUCUAUCUCAUACCACCAUCUUAUUAUCAAACGUCGUCGGCCCUCAAGAAGAGAUCACUUUUUUCGGGCAUAAGUUAGCUUAUGCUGCUCCUACAAUUUGUGGACUCCCUCAUGCACUGAUAAUGCAUUUCCAGAGUUACUGCAACAAAAUGACUAUUUCAAUGUCUGUGGAUCCGCUUGUGAUUCCAGAUCCAUACCAGCUGUGCGAUGACUUUGAGGACUCCCUUCAGAUGUUUAAAAAUGCAGUUAUAAAAGAAAGUGCAGCAGCCGUGUAAACUUGAUAAUUGUUUGUUGGGGAGCUAGCAAUUUGUUUUACAACUUUAGAGUUCCCUAUUUGUAUAACAAAAGGCAGAUUCAUCUUCCAAGUGCUUGUACUACUAUUGAUGUAUGCAAUAUAUAUAUAUAUAUAUAUAUAUAUA